This is a messenger RNA of Penicillium samsonianum, 300 nucleotides long. RefSeq names its product Alpha/beta hydrolase fold-3. The coding region runs from base 1 to 300 and encodes 99 amino acids. The transcript has a single exon. Lineage: Eukaryota; Fungi; Ascomycota; Eurotiomycetes; Eurotiales; Aspergillaceae. Gene Ontology annotation, molecular function: hydrolase activity. The record is from RefSeq and is a predicted model, not a curated record.
AUGAUACUUACGCCAAUGCUGGAUGACCGGGGCCAGACGCUGUCAGCGAAGCAGUUUGAGCAUGUCGGCCCGUGGUGUGGAAACACUAACCAGAUGGCGUGGGAUUGUGUCCUUGGGCGGGACAGACCGGCACAUGUUGACUACCUGGUUGCACCUGUGCGUGCGACGGACCUGACGGGGCUACCGCCGACGUUUCUUGAUGCGGGGGAGGCGGAGGUGUUCCGGGAUGAGGCCGUUGCGUAUGCUGCGGAAGUGUGGUGUCUCUACCGAGCUUCACGUUUGGAAGGGGGCAUUUCAUGA